Papaver somniferum (opium poppy) is the source of this 782-nucleotide messenger RNA. RefSeq lists its product as uncharacterized. The record is from RefSeq and is a predicted model, not a curated record. NCBI's taxonomy places the organism in Eukaryota, Viridiplantae, Streptophyta, Magnoliopsida, Ranunculales, Papaveraceae. Bases 58 to 579 code for a protein of 173 amino acids. The transcript has 2 exons.
GCUAUGGAUGUUGAACAUAUCAUGUGAUCAUAGAUAGAGCAAGCGUAUUAACUAGUUAUGGAGUUUGUUUAUUUCAUAGUAAGGAGCAAAUUUCUUGUACCACUGAUAUUGCUUCUGCUAAUCUCUGUGGGGUCCGGUUUUGAUUCUACUGACGAAGAUCAGAAAGUUGGAACCGUUAUCAGUCCCUAUGUUACGAGCUAUUUGAACUUUACAGCGGCAAAAAUUGAUGAAAUAAUAUGUUAUUAUAAGAGGUUUUUGCAUUUCGUAGCUGAAGAUAUAGUUCCUUGGAUUAAAGAUCGUUAUGUCAAUAGACAUUGGAACUUUACAGCGGAGACAACAUUACAAGAAGUCAUUGCUUCUGUUAGGAAUUUUGAUAUUUUCUUAGUAGAUCAAAAGUUCAAAGAAUAUUCAUACUUGUUUGUCUUCAAUGGUUUGAUCAUUCUGAGUGUUUGGUACUAUCUUUCACCACCAACUAAGAGGAUGAAAGUCACCAGGAGAAAGCACAAGAUACCCAAGGCAGCUUUGAGAAAAACCUCCGUUUUUAUUUCUAAAAACUCAGAGAAAACAAAAGCAACAUAGGAGACUGCACGGUGGUGACGGUUGGCUGCCGUGGUGGUGGUGACAUAUCCAUAAAAUAAAAUAAAAAACAUACUUACAUUACGUCGAGGUAAUGUGUGUAAUCGGAAUUUUUAGUAAUUACAUUUCAAAUAAAUCUCUUUUCUUUGUACGAUCUAGUUUUUGUUGUUCGGAAAUUAUUCUUAUAAAGAGGUUCUACUGUCUCA